UCCUGCCGCAUCUUCUUCACUUGCCGGCAAGGCACUGAGCAAGGCCCUAUCGCGGCAUAAACAAAGCAGAGUAUGGAAAGCUACUGGAGCGAUUCAUUUUACAGGCCGCCAAGACCACGGAGGGCAGUCGACCACGACUUUGCGCCGCCGCCACCACAAGGUGCGGAGCUGGACAGGUUCAGCGGGCGGUGGAGCCACGCCGACCCCAACCCCGAGGGCAGCAACCAUGACGGGCAGGUCAUCUACGCAGGACCUCCUCCGGGUCCUGCGCGUCCCAAAAGCCCGCGCGCUCGUCGCAGGAGGGGCUCGACCGAGUUGGUCUAUAUCGACGAAUACGUUCGCCAUGGGUCCCACAGACACGCCUACGGGGAUCGGGAAUUUCAAAUGACGGCAGAGGAAGAGCACCAAACUACGUGCGACCCCGAUCAACCCGUCAACGUUCACGUGCAGCUCCAGUUGCCAAUCGCUCUGGACCUCGACGAUGAGCUGGGCGAACUGGCGCGGCUCCGAAGAGUGGGCGAUUUCAGAGCGGCCAAGAGCUUCUUCCGCAGCAAACUGGCAGAGCACAUCGGAAACCCCUACGUGUUUGUUCAGUAUGCAGAACUGCUCCUGGCCAUGGAGGAUUACAAGGCCCUCAAGUCGCUGCGGCCCCCGCCGAGCUUCGGGGUCAGCAUAGAGGAGGAAGGGCUUCGGCGGGCGCGGCGGGAAAAGGGGUUGAACACGGAAGACGGCGCGGACCCGUGGCUGGAUUUACAUCCCAGGGCGGAGGGGACCUUGCUUUUUUGGAACUGGUCGUUGAUCAAAAGUCUCGUAUUGAUCCAUGCAGACGAUUGCGUCUACAGCGUGGAGUGGCUGCGCAGUACAUUCAGCUACCUUGAUUUUCAGGACGAUCUGGGGUCAACAGAGGUGCAGAUUAUAGUCUUGAGUAUCAAGCUAUUCGUUGCUGCAUUCAAGUCUGCCUCCCAACUCAACCAUAUAGGAUCAUUACAAUCGGACUUUGAGCACUGGGUAGACUGGGGAAGCCUCUUUGCCAGCUUGUCAAGACAGAACCGCCACUGGGACUGCUGCGACCUCAAGGCCAUUGACGCCAUAGCGUUUGGCUACAGGGAGCACUGGAACUGGCAGAACAACCUCCCGGGCAGGGACAGGUUCGACUUUGACUUUACCGGGCCGUGGGAGCAGCUCGACCACGACGAGGCCAGCCUGCUGGCAUGUCUCGACCAGACGACUUCGGUCACCUUGGCUCACUUCACCGCCAAGCCCUACGUCAUAGACUACAUCAAAAAGUCGGCAAACAUGUUGUCCAUGAUGAACAGCGCCGCCGAGCUGCUGAAGCGCCACUACCCUGCCGCCAUGAGGAGCCGGCCGUUUGUCCGCUGGCUGAUCCUGUCGUCCCAGGCCGCAAGGGCGGCGGUGGCACAAGAGGAAGACGACAACAACUUUUCCACCGACAGGCAAUAUCCUCGCAGGAUUCCAUCGCCAGACGACUCAGCCGACCAAAGGUGGGACGAUGCUGCCGCAAAAGACCGUCAGGUCAUCCUGUGGAAGGGAGACUUUAGAAACCACGAGCAGUGGCUUGCCCUCAACAGGGGCGAGUUGGAUCCAGAAGAAUACUAUCGCAGAUGGGCUGCGCGGAAUCCCGAUGCCGCCCGGGCAGCGUGGAGUUCGAGGCCAUCUCUGGAACGAGAGCGGGAACGCCGCGACGCUGAGUCGGACUCUUGUGAUUCGGGAGACGAGUCUUCGCCUGUAGCUCGCGUGGCCAGGCGACGCUGGGAUAGCCAUUCAAGCAGUUCCGACGGAGAGGGUAGCUCCUGGUACCCGGAACACCAGUAUUACCCGCCGCCACCCAUCACCUCGGAGGUCGUUGACCGCAGGGAUGCUCCCGGCAUCCCCCCUGCCAGCAAAGCACCUGAUUCUCCAACAUUUACUCAGGGGCAAAAUACUGCAGAGCCGGCCGAGAUGGUGACGUCCAAGGAGCCAACUUGGACCUGGAGGCAACCCACCGUCAUCUCCACGGCCCCCGCGGAAGUCCAACGCCCCAGCGUCCCACCCGACGAAUCUGCCACGAGAUCCAGGCGCGCGCGGGUCGACGACGACUCAGAUUCGGACGCACCACCGCUUACGCGAGGGAGCCAAGACUACCACCCACACGAACCCCGGAUUAACUCCGCCCCGACCAGCCUCCACGGCAAUGUCGGACGCUACAGCUCGCAUCGAGAGCUAGACACGACUCCCGGCGCUGCGGAUCCCGUGCGCGAGAGACGGUACGCGAGCCCGAGGGGUGUGCGGUGGGAGGACCACGAGCGGCGGAGGCAGAACGACCGCAUCGGGAACAGGGCGCCGUCCGUCGUGACGUCCGAUGGGCCCUCCCACGCCCUCUCUGCCGAGGCCUCGGCGCCCCUGACCCCGGUUGUGAGGAAGCAGCAGAGGAUGGAGCCUGGCCGCAGGAGGCCCAGCGUCGCGGUGGUGCCGCUGCCGACGGAGGGCAUGCCAAGGACAGCGCCUCGCCGCGGAAGACCGAGCGUCACGAUUGCUGAUCCGGCGGUGGGAUCUAGUACUGCUGUUGAUGCAGCUGGUCUCGCGCAUGCCCAAGCAUUCGAGGGGGGCUCUUUGUCAAGCAAUCGCAUCACUCUACCCAAUUCAAGAGCCCACUACGAUAUAGACAAGAAAUGGUGGUAUUGCAACUGUAAUCCCGACCUCGCAGCCUCCAUCCGCAGAGUGAAUAAAGAGACCAAGAAUAAAGGACGCAGGUUCUGGACGUGCUCCAAGGACAGGUCGAUGAGCUGUGACUUUUUCCUCUGGGAAGAUGACGCCUGCGUCGUCGAGGCCCGGGCCGAGGGCCAAUCGCCGCCGUGACGCCCGCUUCGUUUCUUCCGCCUGGUGCAGAGCUGAAGUUUGGCGGUGGUAAAGUCAAGAUUAUCGUUGGGACAUGGUAGGAGCUAGCAGAUAUUUUCAUGGAUUGGGCGGCGCCGGAAAGCCCGACCAAGGAGUUGAGGACUUGGGGAGUACCGAGCAGGGGAUAAGGUGGAAGUGGGAACGUUAUUAGCAGGGUUUAUGGAGUGACAAAUUUUUAUUCCCCCAACGAACCCUAUUUUUAAAAGCUGUGCAUCAAAAUAGCGGUUCAUGAUCAAAAUAGAAGUUCAUGAAAAGUCACAGCAGCCGAUGUGAAAAGUUAAAAUACACACAUUGAGGGAUAUAGAUGACCGCAAUCAUCGAACCAAUCGUUGCG
This is a messenger RNA of Pyricularia oryzae 70-15, 3229 nucleotides long. RefSeq lists its product as uncharacterized. The record is from RefSeq and is a predicted model, not a curated record. Gene Ontology annotation, molecular function: zinc ion binding. The transcript is spliced from 2 exons. Lineage: Eukaryota; Fungi; Ascomycota; Sordariomycetes; Magnaporthales; Pyriculariaceae. Bases 73 to 2856 code for a protein of 927 amino acids.